Schizosaccharomyces osmophilus is the source of this 762-nucleotide messenger RNA. RefSeq names its product microtubule-site clamp monopolin complex subunit Csm1/Pcs1 (gene csm1). Gene Ontology annotation, molecular function: microtubule site clamp; protein binding. The record is from RefSeq and is a predicted model, not a curated record. Gene Ontology annotation, cellular component: chromosome, centromeric core domain; monopolin complex; mitotic spindle. Bases 1 to 762 code for a protein of 253 amino acids. The transcript is spliced from 4 exons. Gene Ontology annotation, biological process: attachment of mitotic spindle microtubules to kinetochore; homologous chromosome segregation; meiotic sister chromatid segregation. NCBI's taxonomy places the organism in Eukaryota, Fungi, Ascomycota, Schizosaccharomycetes, Schizosaccharomycetales, Schizosaccharomycetaceae.
AUGAAUCCACAGUUUCCAAAAAAAACAGAAAAUGUUCCUGGGAUGCAACAACGAUCGUUGAAAGCUAGUAGCAAAACGUUCAAGCAACGCAGAAACUCUCCUGAGAAAGAAGACUCUCAUCAAGACAUGAAAGAGAACAUUAUAUCUAAGGAUCUUACAAGGCGUGAUUACGAAAAAGACUUUAAUAAGCCAAAUGUCGAACCUUUUAGUUUACCACAUAUUGAUGAAAAUAAUCUUCCUAAGGAACGGCGGCAUGAAUAUAAUGAACUAUCAAAAAUAUUAAGCAAAAUAAAUACAUUACAAGAGCAAUCUUUUCGGAUGGCUACUGAAGAGAUUGUUCAGACUUCAGAAACUCAGUCUAAAGAAUUAUAUGGAACGAUAGCUGAAUUAAAAAAAGAAUUGGAGAAUGAAAGAAGAAAUAAUGAACGUUUACAUCAAGAACUUGCCGAAAACAAACAUUAUUUUCAACAAGUCGAUGAAGAGAAAUUGCUAGUUAAAGAACUUUUUGGUCUUGAUGUAAUUUCUUCCAAAGUCGUCGAAGAAGGAAUUCGCUACACAUGUAGAAACACGGGAAGGCGUGGCCAAUUGGAAUAUCAGUUACUUCUAGAUAACUCAAAUUUCACGUUUACACCCUGUUUGCACCCACAGCGCGAUGCUGAAUUGAUGGAUUACUUGCCAGAAUACCUUACAGAAGAAAUAAUAUUUACGAAGGAACAAGGAAAGUUAUUUUCGGCUCGAAUCAUGAAGGCUCUUCAAGACUAA